Molecule: messenger RNA, 1542 nt
Organism: Dromiciops gliroides (monito del monte)
Lineage: Eukaryota; Metazoa; Chordata; Mammalia; Microbiotheria; Microbiotheriidae
Gene: CISD2
Product: CDGSH iron sulfur domain 2
Exons: 3
Coding region: 129-536 (135 amino acids)
Biological process (GO): regulation of autophagy; autophagy of mitochondrion
Cellular component (GO): mitochondrial outer membrane; intracellular membrane-bounded organelle
Molecular function (GO): 2 iron, 2 sulfur cluster binding
Source: RefSeq, a predicted model, not a curated record
CUCCCCAGGAUCCCCAAGCCUAGUUCAAGCGGGAGAGGAAAAGGGUCCCGGCUCGCGGCGCAGGCGCAGGCGCAGUAGCGGUCAGGACCCCCUCCGAGAGCAGAGUGCACGCCGCUUGAAGACUGAGAAUGGUGCUGGAGAGUGUAGCCCGCAUCGUGAAGGUGCAGCUCCCCGCCUACCUCAAGCGGCUCCCAGUCCCGGAGAGCAUUACCGGCUUCGCCCGGCUUACAGUUUCAGAAUGGCUUCGUUUAUUACCGUUCUUGGGUGUACUUGCACUGCUGGGCUACCUUGCAGUUCGUCCAUUCCUCCCCAAGAAGAAACAACAGAAAGAUAGCUUAAUUAAUCUCAAGAUUCAGAAGGAAAAUCCAAAAGUAGUAAAUGAAAUAAACAUUGAAGAUUUGUGUCUUACUAAAGCUGCUUACUGCAGGUGUUGGCGUUCUAAGACGUUUCCUGCCUGUGAUGGAUCACAUAAUAAACACAAUGAAUUAACAGGAGAUAAUGUGGGUCCACUAAUACUGAAGAAGAAAGAAGUGUAGGAGUGUUAGACUAAUUACAUUAAUUUCUGUGGUAUAAAAUCAUAUUACAUUGUAUUUUUCAAUUAUUUGCAUCUACAAAUGCCUUUGAAUGGCGUAGAUCGUAUCUUUAGUUGUCUUAAUUAAUGUUGUUGAUUUGAUCAUUAUUUCUGCCAUUUAGUUUUCUUACUACACUACUGUUUUGUAUUUGAUACUUUGUAUAUCCAGAAGAAUCAUAUUUAUGUAGAACUUAAAAACUGAACAAGCCUUUCUGUUAUGAAAUAAUAGGUUCCUUUGUGUUUCAGAAAUAAAAUCAUACUCUGAUCUUGAUUUUUAAUUGUUAGAUUUAGUCUAAAAUUUCUGUAAUAAUCCUAAAACCAUUUAUGAAUUGUACACACUAACCAUGUUUUCAAGAUCUACAGAACUCCUUUUAUUUUCUGCAGUGUAAGAACACAUAUUUUUCAAAUACUUAUGUACUUAAAAUUAUUUUUUCUUCAGCCUCAUUAUUUUUACAUGAAUAAGAAAAUACGUUGUAGCCCAGCAUGUAUCAAUUCAAUGCUGCUGUGACAGCAAUGUGUUAGGUAACUGGGAUGAAAGUAGGUUUCUGGUGCAAUAUGGGUCUCAAUUUGAGAAAACUAGAUGGGCAGGAUUUUUAAAAAUCCAAAUAACUUUAAGGGGUAGUUAUUUGCAUUACAAAGAGGAUCCUUUGGUUUACAAAAGGAUUCCUCCAAAGGGGAGUCUUUGAAUAAAAAUUUGUCUGACAAUAACAUGAAUUCCUGAAGCUAGGCUAUGGGGCAGAGUGCCAUUAUUAAGACCCAAUGCUUUGAUAAGCAUCAGGGAAGAACAUUGGGUUUGGGGUUUUUGGUUUUGGUUUUUUUUUUUUUUUUGGUUUAGACCUGUGAUUUUGUGGGUAAACAUAAAAAAAAAUCUAAAAUUAUAAUGUAAGACCAUAGAAAAAUGAUUCACUUCUAAAGAUGAUAAAGAUAAAAACGUUUUUUAAAUAAAUAGUUUAUUGGGGAAAUUAUAAAAA